Messenger RNA from Neltuma alba, 705 nucleotides. RefSeq lists its product as uncharacterized. NCBI's taxonomy places the organism in Eukaryota, Viridiplantae, Streptophyta, Magnoliopsida, Fabales, Fabaceae. The coding region runs from base 1 to 705 and encodes 234 amino acids. The record is from RefSeq and is a predicted model, not a curated record. The transcript has a single exon.
AUGAUAUGUGAACGGUUGAAGGAAACAGAUAACAAAACUGUGGCCAAAUGGGUGGGUAAUACUAAUAACACAUUUGAGCGUGCAUUCAUAGCAUAUGGGUGUUGUAUAGAAGGCUUUAUAGCUGGUGCUAGACAUGUACUGGACAUUGAUGGAUGUCAUUUAAGUGGACCGUAUAAGGGGACGUUACUGUCGGCCUCUGCUUAUGAUGCUGACAAUGAAUUGUUACCUUUUGCGAUUGCUAUUGUAAAGGGAGAGACACUUGAGGAUUGGACAUGGUUCUUAUACAUGAUUAAGGAGAUAGUUGGGUCGAUGGAAUUGACAAUUGUGUCAGAUCGACACAAUGCAAUAAUAAGUGCUGUGCAAGCAAUAUUUGGUGGUGAGAGGCAUGCAUACUGUUACAGACAUGUUAAGGAAAACUUCAUUGCACAAAUGAUUAAAUUAAAUAGAGGAAAGAGGAAGACUAGUGGGAAAGCAAGGGAGGAGGGAUUGCAAUACCUGGAUGCCAUUGCAUAUGCAAGGCUUGACACCGAGUUUGAUGGUGCAAUGGAUAACAUGAGAAAGUUCAAUCCACAAUUAUUUGAGUGGCUUCUUAAUCAUGAUGAUGUUGAAAGGUGGGCCUUAAGUAAAUUCCCAUUUAAACAAUGGGAUAACAUCACAACAAACCUUGCUGAGUCAUUCAAUGCUUGGAUGUUGAAAGAGAGAUGA